AUCCUACAAAAAAUACCAACAAACCAAAACAUCAAAAAUAUUCAUCAACUCAUACAAACAACCCUUUCAAAAAUAUUUCAAGUUAGUUAUGGAAUUCCCAAAAAUAAUAUUCUUUUUAUCUCUCCUUGUUUCCCUCUCAUCCGCCACAAGUGUCGUUGACUUUUGUGUGGCGGAUUUGAGAUAUCCCGGUACACCAGCAGGAUAUCCGUGUAGAAAUCCUGCUAACCUAACAGCCGAUGACUUUGUUUACUCUGGUCUUGCUGUUGAAGGCAACACAUCAAACAUCUUCAGUGUUGCUAUAACUGGAGCGUUUGAUGUCACGUUCCCAGCUCUAAACGGCCUAGGACUUUCCAUUGUGAGGUUAGAUAUCGGAGUAAAUGGAGUUGUACCGAUCCACUCACAUAGGGUAUCAGAGGUUAUACUGAUGAUUGAAGGGACAAUAAUCGCGGGGUUUAUAGGCUCAGAUAACACUGCUUACUAUAGAACAUUAACUCGAGGGGAUAUCAUGAUUUUUCCUGCAUCGUUACUUCACUUCCAAGUUAAUAUAGGUGAGGCACCCGCUCUAGCGUUCGUUAGCUUAAAUAGCCCUAAUCCCGGAUUCCAAACCUUUUCCACUUCUAUAGCUGCAAAUAAUCUACCAACUGAAAUAAUUCGAAGGAUCACUUUGAUUGACGCGGCACAAGUGCGGAGGUUGAAGACCAUCUUUAGUGGAACUAAUUAAUAAGAUUAUUUGAAUGUCAUUAAUUUGGAUUUGUGUGUUACCAAAUAAAAUAGUACAAUUUGUAUAUACUUCAUUACUUCUUAUGUUUUUAGUGUGCCUUUGAAUAAUAUAUGCAUGAUAUCAUGCAUAUGUACUUUACUUGUAAAGUUGUAACUCAUAUAUCUUUAAACCUCGUCAAUGAAAGAAUUUGUAUUGCUUUGUGUGGAA
Molecule: messenger RNA, 928 nt
Organism: Spinacia oleracea (spinach)
Lineage: Eukaryota; Viridiplantae; Streptophyta; Magnoliopsida; Caryophyllales; Amaranthaceae
Product: auxin-binding protein ABP19a-like
Exons: 1
Coding region: 89-721 (210 amino acids)
Molecular function (GO): manganese ion binding
Source: RefSeq, a predicted model, not a curated record